GAAGAGGGCGAUACAAAUCAAAAUACGAAGAGUGAAUUAAACAAACUACAUGAAGGAGGAGGAAAAGAUGUGGAGAGGUGAGGAGAGAAUGGCCAAAUCAGGAGGACUGAGGUGUGAUCCGGGACACACAGGAAGUGAGGUGGAGGAAGGAAGUGAGAUAGAGGUAGACGAAGCUGACGCGGAAAAUGAGGGAAAUACAAACCAUGAAGAAUGGAAGAAAGUGGGUCGGAAAAGUAAGAAAAGAAAACAAAGAGAGUCUGACGGAGAAAGAGGAGCAGAGGAAAACCAAACACCAGAGAGGAAAGUUAUUCUGAGAUUUCAAACCCCAGGCGCAGUAAAUCCGUUGAAGAUUAGCAACGCCAUCUACAAACUAGUAGGAAAAGCGUCUCUGAAGCGGACUCCUCUCUAUGAGUUUCACAAAGCUCAUGGAGGAAAGAUGGUGGAGUUUGCUGGAUGGAGCAUGCCUGUGCAAUACACCGACAGCCACAUCAACUCUCACCUGCACACACGUCAGCAUUGUUCUAUCUUCGACGUCAGCCACAUGCUACAGACCAAAGUGCAUGGGAAGGACAGAGUAAAGUUCAUCGAGUCAUUGAUUGUUGGAGAUGUAGCAGAACUGAAGGACAAUCAGGGCAUGCUGUCUCUGUUCACCAAUGAUAAAGGAGGAAUCAUGGAUGACCUGAUUGUUACUAAGACAGAUCAGGGUUAUCUGUACGUGGUGUCCAAUGCUGGCUGUGCAGACAAAGACUCGGCUCACAUGGAGGCCAAACUGCAGGAAUUUAAAGCUGCAGGUCAUGAUGCUGAUUUUGAGUAUUUGGAGGAAAGUCUGAUCGCAUUACAGGGUCCAUCAAUGGCACAAGUGCUACAGGAAGGUGUCUGUGAUGACCUCAGAAAGCUGCCUUUUAUGACCAGUGUUUUAACCUCAGUGUUUGGCAUCCAGGGCUGCAGAGUCACUCGCUGUGGUUACACUGGAGAGGAUGGUGUUGAGAUUUCAGUUCCACGUGGAAGUGUGGUCGCAUUGACUGAAAAACUGAUGACCAAUAGUGAGGUAAAACUGGCUGGACUUGGUGCGAGAGACAGCCUCAGGCUGGAGGCAGGACUCUGUCUAUACGGCAACGACAUUGAUGAGACCACGACACCUGUGGAAGCAACUCUUGUCUGGACGAUUGGUAAGCGUCGGCGACAGGCAAAGGAUUUUCCUGGAGCUGAUAUCGUCAUUCCACAGAUAAAAGCAAAAACACAAAGGAAGAGGGUGGGACUGAUCUCAACUGGCCCUCCAGUCAGACAGCACACCCCCAUACUCAGCCCAGAUGGCAAAGUUAUAGGCGAAGUCACCAGUGGCUGUCCCUCUCCUUGUCUCAAAAAGAACGUCGCAAUGGGUUAUGUGGAGACGAGCUUUAGCAAAGUCGAAACACCAAUUCAAGUAGAGGUUAGAAAGAAGAUGGUACCAGCAGUGAUCAGCAAAAUGCCGUUCGUUCCCACAAACUAUUUCACUGGACGCUAAAGCUACUAUGAACUGAUUUAACUGUUCAGUAUUACAAGCUGAUUUAUUAGCCAAUUAGUCAGGGAUCAAUUUAUUUCUUACAUUUUAAACAAAUGUAGUCAUGCUGUAUGUCACCAUAAUAACAGUAGCACACACUACAUUAAAUAGUGUGUAAGUUAGUUGUGUUUGUCAGCAGUCGAGGGUAAAGGGCCUUGAACCAGCAAAUUUCUGAUAACUAGUCCAGUACCUUAACCACUAAGCUACCACUCCCCUAAAGCUACUAAUGCUACUAGUAAAACAUUAAUAUGAAAGAUGUAGUAGGAUGUGACUGUGCCAAGGGUCUUGUAACAAAGGACUGACCGAUGGUAAUUGUUUGUAUACAUAUCAGUGUUUUUUGACAUUAAUUAAUUUUAACCUUGUCAAUAAUUUCAAUUUUAUUUCUACUGAGAAAAUAAAGUUUUAUUAUUUCCAAACUCUUCUAAACUGUAAAACCAAACAAAUAGACCAAAAUUUGUCAACUCUGUACUGUAAUAUUUUUAUUAUUGUUGCAUCAGGUUUAUUGUAGAAUACUGAUAACAUAGAAAAUAAUUUAAUAAAGGUAAUAUUUGUAUUUAACAUUAA
Trichomycterus rosablanca is the source of this 2104-nucleotide messenger RNA. It is a transcript of the gene amt, whose product is annotated as aminomethyltransferase. Gene Ontology annotation, molecular function: protein binding; aminomethyltransferase activity. The coding region runs from base 50 to 1504 and encodes 484 amino acids. The transcript has 9 exons. Gene Ontology annotation, biological process: glycine catabolic process. Gene Ontology annotation, cellular component: mitochondrion. Lineage: Eukaryota; Metazoa; Chordata; Actinopteri; Siluriformes; Trichomycteridae. The record is from RefSeq and is a predicted model, not a curated record.